Messenger RNA from Cynara cardunculus var. scolymus (artichoke), 2417 nucleotides. RefSeq names its product nitrate regulatory gene2 protein-like. The coding region runs from base 106 to 2328 and encodes 740 amino acids. The record is from RefSeq and is a predicted model, not a curated record. The transcript is spliced from 4 exons. Lineage: Eukaryota; Viridiplantae; Streptophyta; Magnoliopsida; Asterales; Asteraceae.
UCAUCACUCCAUUCUUCCCUGCAAACCACUCGAAUUUUACUGUAAAUUUGUGAAAAAUUUCUGCUAAGAAAUUGACUUUUGAAGAUCAAUCGGAUCGUAGCAGCGAUGGGCUGUACUCAAUCGAAGAUCGAGAAUGAAGAAAUAGUGAAUCGAUGCAAGGAAAGGAAGACGGUGAUGAAAGAAUCAGUAUCUUCCCGGAACGCGUUCGCCGCCGCGCACUUCUCCUACGCCGCUGCCCUGAAGAACACCGGCGCUGCACUCAGUGACUACGCUCAAGGUGAGGUUCAAUUCCCUGACAACCACCAUCCGUCAUCUGUCGACGCAGUUUCAUCAUCGACAACCAUUCUCCCUCCGGCACCACCACAACCACCAUACGAAUCCCUCCUUCCACCUCCACCACCGCCGCUCGAACGAGCCGCGACUAUGCCGGAAUUCUCAAUUGAACCGGAAUUCAAGUCGCAUCCUGACCCGAUCAAGGAAGAAGGGGACGAAGUUGAUGAAAUUGAUGAUCGUGGUUUAAAGCAUCGGAGUAGUUCUAGAGGUAGAAAUGUUGGUUCGAAACGAGAAAUGGAAAAAGAGGAUUUGCCUCCGCCGUCUCCACCGCAGCCAGCACCGCGGCAGAGUGAGAGUAAUCUCAAUCGUGCUGCAUCGCCACCACCUCUGCCUAACGUAAUGUCAUGGGACUUCUUUUUUCCGUCGAUGGAGAACGUCAUUGGACCUAGUUUGGCUGAAGUCGACAACGGGAGUAGAAGAUUCGAGAGAGAAGAGAUCCAUCGGAAAGAGAUGGAGGAGGAGGAGAAGGAGAAACACCGGUCUAUGAAUCAUAAGCACAUGGAUGGUCAUGGCGACGGCGAUGGUAGAAGUGGCGACGGUGGCGAUAAGGGGGUUGAGGAUGUGGCGGCGGAAGUGGUGGAGGAGCCUCCGCCGCCGCCACCUAAAGUUGUAAAGAAGGCGAGGGUUCCGGUUCCAGCUCCGGCAGAAGUCAGGAGAUCAUCCGGGAAGGGAGGUGGACAGAGUCUGAACCUUUUGCAGAUAUUUACCCAGCUUGAUGAUUUCUUUCUGAAAGCUUCAGAGAGUGCCAAUGAAGUUUCAAAGAUGCUUGAGGCCAAUAGAUUGCAUUACCACUCUAAUUUUGCAGAUAAUCGAGGUCAUAUAGAUCAUUCUGCAAGAGUCAUGCGUGUUAUUACCUGGAAUAGGUCGUUUAAAGGAUUCCCCGAGGCCACUGAUGAUAAGGAUGACUUCGAUUCCGAAGAGAACGAAACCCAUGCUACAGUGUUGGAUAAGAUGCUAGCGUGGGAGAAGAAGCUAUAUGACGAAGUGAAGGCAGGUGAACUGAUGAAAUUGGAGUACCAGAAAAAGAUUGCUUCACUAAACAAACUCAAGAAACGCGGUGCCAGCACCGAUCAUUUGGAGCGGACAAAAGCAACCGUAAGUCAUUUGCACACAAGAUACAUCGUAGAUAUGCAAUCAAUGGAUUCCACCGUUUCAGAAAUCAAUCGGCUUCGUGAUGAACAAUUGUACCCAAAACUCGUUCAGCUCGUUGAAGGGAUGGCCGUAAUGUGGGAAAGUAUGAGAAUUCAACACGACAACCAAUCAAAGAUCGUGCAGGCCUUAAGAUCACUCGAUAUCUCCCAUUCGCCAAAAGAAACGAGCGAGCACCACUACAAGAACACACGACAACUUAACGUUUAUGUUGAGGUGUGGCAUGGCCAGUUCGAAAAACUCAUGUUACACCAGAAAGAAUACGUAAAAUCUCUCAACAAUUGGCUAAAACUCAACCUUAUCCCGAUCGACAACAACCUCCGAGAGAAAGUCUCGUCCCCCCAACGACCUCAAAACCCACCAAUCCUAUCCCUUCUCCGAACCUGGCACGAUUUCCUCGAGAAGCUUCCGGAAGAAGGAGCUCGAACCGCCAUCCACAACUUUGCAGCCGUCAUGGACACCAUAUUUCAGUACCAAACGGACGAGAUGAAGAUGAAAGAAAGAUGCGAAGAAACACGAAGGGAAUUAACACGGAAACAACGGAAAUUCGAAGAUUGGUACAACAAAUAUAUAGAGAGAAGAACGUCGGAUGAUAUGGAAAACGACAAGGAUGUGAUUGCCGAUCAGCAGAUCACGGUGGAAGCGUUGAAGCAUCGGUUGGAGGAAGAAGAAGAAGGGUACCAGAGGCAAUGUAUUCAGGUAAGGGAUAAAUCUUUGAUGAAUUUAAAGACGGGUUUGCCGGAGGUUUUCCGGGCGAUGUCGGAAUUUUCUCGAGCUUGUUCGCAUAUGUAUAGAAACUUGAAGUCGCACUCGAGGCCGCAAUAUUCGAACACAAGUUUGUCAUGAGGCAUAAUGUAAACAUAAACUACAUGUUUGUAUGAUUUGCUUGUAUGUUUAAGCAAAUGUUAUUAAUUGAAUUUGUAUGAUUGAAGUUA